Amyelois transitella is the source of this 1298-nucleotide messenger RNA. Its product is annotated as retinol dehydrogenase 14. NCBI's taxonomy places the organism in Eukaryota, Metazoa, Arthropoda, Insecta, Lepidoptera, Pyralidae. The coding region runs from base 76 to 1089 and encodes 337 amino acids. The transcript has 4 exons. The record is from RefSeq and is a predicted model, not a curated record.
CAUCUAUACCAGCUCGUGAUCACUCGUGUGAACGCUAGGGUGACAGUAGAAUUUCACCUUUCACCUUACUAAUAUAUGUUCGCGUGGCAAUCCACCUACUGGAUUUGGUUGCUUCCAGCCCUGAUGAUCCUCGGGGUCAUUGCCCUCGUCUUUGGGGUCCUGACCAUAUUGUUUAUGGUCAAACUGUACGCUCAGUACACCUGCGGGAGAUACAAGGAGAGGACUAAGAUGGACGGGAAGACUGUUAUUAUUACAGGGUGCACAAGCGGAAUCGGCAAGGAGACGGCCAAGGAGUUAGCUCGACGAGGAGCCAGGGUGAUCAUGGCUUGCAGAAACAUGGACGCUGCGGAGAAACUCAAGCAGCAAAUCAUCGACGCGACCCGCAACACAGAAAUAAUAGCGAAGAAACUCGACUUGAGUUCUUUCGCUUCCAUCCGCUCUUUCGCCGAGGACAUCAACAAGACUGAGAAGAAACUAGACGUCCUCAUCCACAACGCUGGAUACGCCCAAACAUUCAAGAAGGCCAAAUCCGAAGACGACAUCGAACUGACCAUGGCUACAAACCAUUACGGUCCAUUUUUGCUUACACAUCUCUUGGCAGAUUUGCUGAAAAAGAGCGCGCCGUCUCGAGUAGUUGUCGUCGCUUCAUCCUUGUACCGUUUGGCGAGUUUCGACUUGGAGAAUCCUAACCCUGUCGACACCUUGCCAGGUUAUUUGUACUACGCAUCCAAGGAGGCCAAUAUCUUAUUCACGAGGGAGCUAGCAAGGAGAUUAGAAGGCACUGGAGUCACCGCCAACUGCUUGCAUCCGGGCCUGAUCGACACUGGCAUUUGGAGAAACGUACCUGCUCCAUUGAACUGGGGACUGUCUUUGAUCAUCAAAGGAUUCUUCAAGACUCCCUACCAAGGUUGCCAGACCUCUGUCAUGUUGGCCGUGGACGAAAAGCUUGAAAAGGUGAACGGACAAUACUUUUCUGAUUGCAAAGAGAGUUCACUAUCUGCUGCAGCCAGCGACCCAGCCAGGGCGAGGAAAUUGUGGGAGAUUUCGGAGAAAAUUGUCAAACUUGAGGAGAGCGAUCCUAAAUUGUAAAUAUUUUUUUUUUAAUUUUAACGCUGUAAUGGACGAACAAAAUUAUUAACGUAGGUACAAAGGAAGAGUUAGAACCCUCCUGUGAUAUCACAAUUCCAGCUACUUAAAGCGAAUGGUAGUUCAAAUCAGAUAUUUUAUAUUUCUCGCAACAUUUCCAGCGUAUUUUGUGCUUUUAGUAACUAAUGUAAAGCAGAUUACUAUUUAAGCUU